AUGGCUAGCAGUAGGGUCGCCCACGCUACUUUGAAAGGACCGAAUGCGGUGAAGGAGAUAGUUAUUGGAAUCGUGCUUGGUUGUGCAGCAGGUAGCGUAUGGACGAUGCAUCACUGGAACGAGCAGAGAAAAGUUCGGGCAUUUAUGACUUGUUGGAUAAAGGCGAGAUCACUGUGGUUGCUGCAGAUGAAUAAAUAUUCCACAGCUGUUCCACCUCGCCUAACCCUCUCCUUAACUCUCUGCAUAUCUGUAUCUAUAUACUAUAUAGACCUACCAAGAUUUACCACAGCCUCCGCUGUCCAUUAUCCCAUACACUCUCUCCCUCCUCAAUUCACCACCACCUCCGCCGCUCUCUCAUCCACCCCUUUCCUCAUCGAUGCCGCCACUGGCCAUCGCCUCACAUACAUCGCCUCCCUUGAACAAAUCCACUCUAUCUCUCUGUUACUGCAUUUUGCUAUCUUGUUGCUGCAAUUGCUAUGCAAUGGAAUGGAUGAAAAUGCUGUUGGUACCUGUGCUGAACUCAUAUUUGCCCCAAUUGAUGCCUCUCUUGCUGGUGAUGCUCCUCUUCUGCCUUCUGGUUUUCGUAUAAUUCUUCUUGAUUUGUGCAAGGAAAACUCCAGUCCAAGUCGCACCCUGGACUCGCUUCUGCUCUUGAAACUAAGACAACAGGAAAUAAAAGCAUCAAUUGGUGAUGCUGUUAUCAGUGGUGCUACCAGAUCUGUAAUGCCGAUUGCAUUUCAAUUUGCAUUUGAAAGCCAGAUGCAAGAAAAAUUUACAACAUUGGCCCAACAUGUAUGUAGCAUCAUAUCAUCAGUUCAGCGGUUGACAUUAGCACUUUCUCCAUCUCAUCUAGGCACCCACGGCGGUCUUGGAUCACCAUGUGGAACUCCUGAAGCUCAUGUUCUUGCUCGUUGGAUUUGCCAAAGUUACAGGUAA
This is a messenger RNA of Fraxinus pennsylvanica, 936 nucleotides long. The record is from the annotation of a GenBank genome assembly. NCBI's taxonomy places the organism in Eukaryota, Viridiplantae, Streptophyta, Magnoliopsida, Lamiales, Oleaceae.